AUGAAGACCUUUUUCGCCAUCGCUACCGGUCUCUUGGCUGCCGCCUCCACCACCCUUGCCUCGCUCAAUGAUGCCUCUCUCAACGACGCCGGUGAGGGUUUCAUUGGCAGCGACCAUAUCAAGGAAGUCGCAGACAACGAGUACAUCAUCACCUUCAUGCGCAAUGAGACCAUCCCAAGAGGACUCGACGAAUACCUCGAGGAGAUGGAUCUCGCCAAUGACAAUGUCAUCUUUGAAUCGCAAAACAACUACACCAAGGUCUGGAUUCUCAGGAUGUGCGAAAGCCAAGCAAAGGCUUUGAACGAAAAGGUCGAGAUCUCGUCUGUCGAAGAGAAGACGAUGAUCCAGUCGUUUGCCGAGACCAAGAGUGGCGCUCCUUGGGGUCUGCAGGUCAUCUCCAACGAGGCUGGCGCUUCUGGAUCCCCGCAAGGCCAGGACUUCACCUAUACCUUUGACGAUUCGUCGCUUGGCGCCGGUGUGGACAUUUAUGUCAUUGACACUGGAGUACGAACCUCGCACGCGGUCUUCACAGGACGUGCAACUCAAGGCUUCACUGCUACUGGCUCCUUUGUGGAUGGUGACGGCCAUGGCACUCAUGUUGCUGGUACGGCUGGAGGCGCCAAGUUUGGUGUGGCACAGGGCGCCAACAUCAUCGAGGUCAAAGUGCUCAGUGACAAUGGCUCUGGUUCUUCGUCCGACACCAUUGCCGGCAUGGACUGGGUCAUCACCAACCAUGAGAAGCGCAAGAAGGAGCCCGGCUUUGUCGGAUCCAUCAUGAGCAUGUCGUGGGGUCUUCAGGGCACAGCCAACGCAGUCGACGAGGUCAUUGCUGGUGCGCUGGACGCUGGUAUUCACGUCUCGGUCGCUGCAGGAAACGAUGGCGCGGACGCCUGUGGCUCCACGCCAGCCCAUCUCGGUGGCGCAAACUCCAACGUCGUCACAGUUGGCUCCGUCAACAUUGACAGCGAAGUCUCCACCUUUUCCAACAUUGGCAGGUGUGUGGACAUCUACGCGCCUGGCGAGCAGAUUCUCAGCGCAUGGAGCACCGGCGACACCAUUAUCAACUUCCUCUCCGGCACCUCGAUGGCCUGCCCCCACACCACCGGUGUCAUGGCCUACCUCAUGGCCGAGGACGUCGCGGGACUUGGCCAGAACCCCGCGGCGCUCAAGCAAAAGCUGCUGGCCACGGCUCGCGAGGGCAAGAUCUCAGGCCGCACGGGCGGCAGCGCCAACCUGCUGCUCAGCAACGGUGUCGACGGUGGUGUCGCUAAGCGCCUGGUCAAGAACUACGUGGUGCCCGACCGCAAUGGCAGCCCGGCGGCUCGCGCCAUCGCCGCGGUGAAUGAAGGCAUCGUCAUGGACAAGCGCUUCCAGCUGCACUCACGCGACGCACAAUUGCGAUUUUAA
Messenger RNA from Plenodomus lingam JN3, 1407 nucleotides. RefSeq lists its product as uncharacterized. Gene Ontology annotation, molecular function: serine-type endopeptidase activity. The record is from RefSeq and is a predicted model, not a curated record. NCBI's taxonomy places the organism in Eukaryota, Fungi, Ascomycota, Dothideomycetes, Pleosporales, Leptosphaeriaceae. Gene Ontology annotation, biological process: proteolysis.